Messenger RNA from Cynara cardunculus var. scolymus (artichoke), 2036 nucleotides. RefSeq lists its product as uncharacterized. The transcript is spliced from 8 exons. The coding region runs from base 701 to 1567 and encodes 288 amino acids. Lineage: Eukaryota; Viridiplantae; Streptophyta; Magnoliopsida; Asterales; Asteraceae. The record is from RefSeq and is a predicted model, not a curated record.
GCUAGACCUCCUAUAUUGUAUUAUGUAUGGAAUUCCUUCUUUCAAAGAGAAAUGGAAGAGGGUUUGUUGAAUGAGUGUGCGCUAAGCAACAAAAAGCAAAAGUAAUCAACCGCAGUGUGUGAUGAGCGAAAAGGCAACAGAAGCACCAAUUGGAGCUCAACUUUGUCAAAAAGUUUGUGCAUUAAGAAAACCCUUUCUUUUUCCAUCAAACUGCCCACAUCUUUAUUGAUUUUUGAUUUCAUAGUCCCCCUUGCUCGUCAUUGUCAGUCGCGAAAUCGAAAUGGUGAUGUAAAUUGAAGGUUUGAUUGCCGAAAUCUGUAGAUAAUAAGAAAAAAUGAUGAAGGUUUCUUGUGGGUAUGUUCUCAUUUGUUCGUCUGCGGUUUGAUAAGGUUUCUUAUGCGUCGAUUUUUGUAGCUUUUGGGUUGAUUUACGGUUGAUUAUUGUGGGUUUUUGUUAAAGUUAAGGAAUCUAGGGUUUUUAAUUUGGGGAAUUUAACUUUCCAAUUCUGGGUAUACGGAUUCUCUCAAUUUGGAUGCUCAAACGCUACGUAAGUUCAAUAUCCUUUUUUUCUGAAUCGAUGCUUUUGAUUUCGGAGAUUCUUCUAUAUAUAUACACACACACUUUGCAAAUAACGAUCAAAGAUUAGAAGAGGGUUUAAUGGCUGCUUAGUGGUAUACAAAUAACAGUAGCUUAUAUAGCCAUGGAUACUGGGUUUCAGUAUGAUAGAGCUUUGAAUCAACAUGCUAUAUCCUUCCAAACAAGUGCUAUAGCCAGCACAUCGGAGAUGAUUAUGAUGGGUGAUUACUAUCUAAUGAAUAAUAGGACAGCUGGCACUAGGUUUUCUGGGAAUUCUGGUAUAGCAAACAGCAGUUCAGGGUUUACACAACCUGGGAAUUCUUGUGGUUCUGUUCUUGCUGAUUCUGUUCAAGGGUUAAAGCAUGAUGCAGGCCUGGCUGUGGAGUGGUCUGUUGAUGAACAACAUAAGUUGGAGGAAGGUCUUUCAAAAUAUGCCAACGAACCCAGUAUCAUGAGGUAUAUCAAGAUUGCUGCCACAUUGCGUGAUAAAACUGUUCGUGAUGUUGCGUUGAGGUGCAGGUGGAUGGCGAGAAAACGAAGGAAACAGGAUGAACCGAAUAUAGGGAAAAAGUUGAAAGAGAAGAAGGAUAAUUUGGUGGAAUCGUCAUCAAAGCCAAGUAUAUCAUCACUUCCAACAUUCAAUGUGGCUCCAUUUUCUGUUACCAUGAAUAAUCAGGUUCAGAUUGAUGGUAUUACUUUUGAAGCAUUAAGUGGCUCAAUAAGGCACUUACUGGAACAAAACAACCAAGUUCUUGGUCAGAUCUCGGCUAAUAUUUCUUCGAUGAAACUGCAGGACAAUAUCGACCUCUUCAGCCACAUGAAGAAUAACAUAACCGCCAUCUUAAACGACAUGAGGUAUAUGCCAGGGCCGCCAUUACCCGUGUCACUAAACGACGAUCUUGCUCAUAGUAUUUUACCUACGACAAGUCAGCAGACAAUGAUGUUUGAGGCAUCAAGCGGGAUGUAUAUGAAGCAAGAGCCAGGGUUUUGAUGUGGAGAUUUUCGACUCUUUUUCUGGUUUGGUUGCAAGUACAGAAUUAAACCUGCUGUAAAUCUAAUAGGUACCACUCGUGUGCAAAUCUGUUAGGAUCCAAUUCCGAUGAUCAAGAAAAUUUGUAGAGAUCCCAUUUUUGGAAAGCUAAUAGGUCACCCCUCACCCUCGGUUUUUGGUUUAGUACCCCCAACGGUCGUGUUAGACCUUGGUGUCGAAAUAAAGAUCUCAGUUGUAGAGAUAUCGGCUAAGUUGUUAGCAACUAUUAGGAUGACACUCUUUUCUUUUGCCUUUUGGCGAAUUAGUAAUUGUGUAUUGUAACCUUCUGGUAUUUAGUCUGGCAGAUAAGGAGACAGACAUCUUCGCAGAAUAUAGAAAUUGUAACCUUCUUUGCUUGUCCUGCUUUUCUAGUUGCAGUCUUGAAUAGAUUCAAUUGUUAGAUAUAAAUGCGUCGUGAAAUUUGGGAUCU